This is a messenger RNA of Episyrphus balteatus (marmalade hoverfly), 1128 nucleotides long. Its product is annotated as phospholipase A1-like. Gene Ontology annotation, molecular function: lipase activity. The transcript has 3 exons. Lineage: Eukaryota; Metazoa; Arthropoda; Insecta; Diptera; Syrphidae. Bases 66 to 1079 code for a protein of 337 amino acids. Gene Ontology annotation, biological process: lipid metabolic process. The record is from RefSeq and is a predicted model, not a curated record.
GUCAUUAAAUAAAUGAAACUAUAAAAUAUUUUAAAACUCACGACAUUUUUCUAACACAGAGUGCAAUGAAAGUUCUUCAAAAAGUGUUCUUAGUUUCAUUAGUUGCUUCUGUUUCUUCCUUUAAUUUAUCAUAUGUUCUACCAAACACUGAUCCCUGGCUGGUACCAAAUUUUAUAGAUGGCACCCUUGUUUGGAUAACAAGGGCUUUCGUUAAAGCUGAACUGGGAUUGUUGGCUUUUGAUCCUUAUCUAGUCGAGUAUUAUCUAUACACCCCGGCAAAUCCAACAAAUGGUCAAAGAAUAAGACAUGACGAUCCUUCGUCAAUACAACUUUCCAACUUCAAUGCAUCCCAUAUCACUGGGAUCAUUCUUCACGGAUACAGAUCAUCAUCUGACGAACCUGUGUGUUCCUUAAUUCGCGAUGCUAUUUUCAAAACUAAACGUCCACGGAAUAUAAUUUGUAUUGAUUGGUCAAAAAUUGCUCGAAAAACAUAUCCAACUGCCCGUUUUGUUGCACCCAGUGUUGGCAAGGACUUGUCAAUGUUUAUAAAUUUUCUUCUUAAACAUACUUCGAUGUCAAUGAAAAAUCUAUACGUUGUUGGUCACAGUUUGGGAGCCCAUGUUGCUGGAAUUGCUGGCAAGCAUUUGAAGGAACAAAACAAAAGUAUUCCACUGAUAGUUGGAUGUGAUCCUGCUCUACCGUUAUUCGAUUACAAUAAUUGUUCGUCUAGACUUUGUCAAACGGAUGCUGAUUUUGUUGAGACCGUUCAAACUAAUGGCGGUCAGUUGGGAUUUCUUCGGCCUAUUGGAGCUGGAACAUAUUAUCCAAAUGGUGGAAUACGUCAACCUGGUUGCGGGCUUGAUCUAACAGGAUUUUGUUCUCAUUCGAAGGCUUAUUUGUAUUUAGCUGAAGCAAUUGAAAAAAAUGAUUUUCAUACAAUGGAAUGUAAGGGUGGUUAUUUGGAUGCUGUGCGCAAACAAUGUGGAGAUACUUAUAGUUCGGUGAAAAUGUUAACACCUGGAACGGCGGGAGUUUUUUAUGUUCCUGUUAAUGCAGAACCACCUUAUGGAAAAGGAUAGUUUGCAUGUAAUUUCUAGUAGUUUUUAAUAGUUGUUAGUUGGAAAUUUU